This is a messenger RNA of Ostertagia ostertagi, 1488 nucleotides long. The record is from the annotation of a GenBank genome assembly. NCBI's taxonomy places the organism in Eukaryota, Metazoa, Nematoda, Chromadorea, Rhabditida, Trichostrongylidae.
AUGUGUGACGUGAACAGCACUGGUCAAGUACAUCGCAGUGAUUUUGUCGACCUUAUUCGCUCUCUCAAAGCCAUCGUCGGCGUUGACAUCACGGACAACACCCAAAACAACGUCAUCAACAAAAUUUUGCACCAAUCAGGAGUGAAACCUAACUCUGAUUAUUUAACAACUGCGGACUUUGAAGCGAUUUUUGCACAAGCCGGCAAGGGACGUCCUGUUGGUGUGGAAUUGCGUGGUGCAAAACUCAAAAUGAAACUGGAGGAAACGGCUUCACUAAACUCAUUCGCUGUGCCCACAUCUACCGGCGGCGAUUCUGUGCAUCGCAGCGUUUUUGGCACGAUCGCAGCUGUCACUGGCACGUACCGCCAACACAUCUUCAUACUGUUCAUCUUUUGCUGCACGAAUCUGAUGAUUUUCCUGGAGAGGUUCCGAUUUCACCGGUACGAGAAUCAACAUCUGGAUCAGCAUCGGGUGAUGGGUGUGGGGAUUGCCAUCACCCGAGGUGCCGCUGGUGCAGUAUCGUUUUGCCUUGGUGUCGUGCUACUGACCGUUUGCCGUAACGUCAUCACAAUCGUCAGGGAAACGCCUCUCGGCGAGUUCAUCCCGUUCGAUUCCGCUAUCGGUUUCCACAAGAUUGUAGCCCUGUUUGCUGCAUUCUGGGCUACCGUACACACAAUCGGUCAUUGUGUGAACUUUUAUCAUAUAGCGUCACAAAGUAAGGAAGGACUGCAUUGUUUAUUCCAGGAAGCUGUGGCUGGUACUUUCAAUGAAUGGCAUGCCUUCUCGCUCGCCUCAGCACCUCAAUCUCCAACCGUUGAACUCUACAUCAAGGCAGUUGGUCCGUGGUGGACAUGGAAACUGAGAUCACAGAUUCUUCGCACUCAAGCUGGCAUCUCACCUUAUCCACUUCUCCACAUGAGAGGUCCUUAUGGAGACGGAAAUCAGGAAUGGACCAACUACGAAGUGGCUGUGUUAGUCGGAGGUGGAAUCGGUGUCACUCCCUACGCGUCUACAUUGACUGAUCUGGUGUUGGAAACUGCGUCAGCUAAACAUCACAACGUCAAGUGCAAGAAGGUCUAUUUCCUCUGGGUUUGUCCUACACACAAAAACUACGAAUGGUUCGUCGAUGUGUUGAAGGGCGUCGAAGAACUGGAUCAGAACAAGCUUCUGGAGACGCACAUUUUUGUCACACAAUUCUUCCAUAAGUUCGAUCUAAGGACCACCAUGCUAUACAUUUGCGAAAAGCACUUCCGUGGCGAUCAUCAAGGCAAGUCGAUGUUCACCGGUCUUCGAGCACAAAACCAUUUUGGUCGUCCUAACUUUGACACCUUCUUCUCCUUCAUUCAAAAUGUUCAUAGCGAGGUGCCCGAGAUCGGAGUGUUCAGUUGCGGUCCGUCUAAACUCAACGGCCAAAUCAGCUCCGCUUGUGCUCGAGCUAAUCGAGCCCUUGACGCGCCAUCUUUUAUGCAUCGAUUCGAGACUUUCUAA